Messenger RNA from Rhipicephalus microplus (southern cattle tick), 565 nucleotides. RefSeq lists its product as uncharacterized. Lineage: Eukaryota; Metazoa; Arthropoda; Arachnida; Ixodida; Ixodidae. The record is from RefSeq and is a predicted model, not a curated record. Gene Ontology annotation, molecular function: CoA-ligase activity.
GUGAGUAGAGUCAAGCUGGGUCCAAAUGAGCCAGGCGAAAUCUGCUUCCGUAUACCGACAGUGAUGCGUGGCUAUUACAAGCGACCAAAAGAGACAGCGGAAUUCUUUGAAGGAAAUGGCUGGUGUCGAUCAGGUGACGUUGGUUAUUACGACGAGGACGGGCGUUUCUAUUUCGUCCAGAGGCUGAAAGAGAUGAUAAAAUGCAUGGACAACCAAGUUGUUCCUGCUGAGCUUGAGCAAUUGCUGCUUCAGGAGCACUCCGAAGACAUUGCCGAAGUGACAGUGGUGGGGCUACCGCACCCUUUAUACGGAGAAGCACCAGCGGCUGCGGUAGUGCCCCGGGACCAGUACACGUGUCACAAGGCCGCGGGGCCCUUGGCGGAUAAGAUUAAGGCUACCAUUGCAGGAAAACUGGCUAUUCACAAGCACCUUUACGGAGGCGUCUUUCUGUUCGACUCCUUGCCGAAGACAGAAACGGCAAAAGUAAACCGAACAGCAAUAGUGGAACAGUGUGCUCAUAAAAUAAGUUUGUAAUAAAUAAAGAAGUUGCAGUCGUUCAAGCAAA